CUGGGCGCACGCGCCGCCCCUCCACCCCCCGCUCCGGUUCCGGCGGCGGCGAUGGCGGCGGCGGCCCCAGCCGGGGGCAGUGGCGGCACCGGGCGCUGGGAGGUGGUGCGGAAGGGCCGGCGCCCCCCGGGAGGCUCCAGUGCCCGGCGGGCUCUGGGCGAGGCCAAUGGCGGGCGGGCGCUGCCCGCGGCCGGUCCCAUUGCCACCUCGGACACCCUCUUUGCACUCGGCUUUGAGCGGCCGCAUCGUAAGCAGAACAAGGAACAGGUGCCGCCUGCUGCUGUGCCAGAGCCACCGCACCGGAAGCAGCAUGCAGGGAAGAGUGGGAAGAAGCCAUCAGCGACUGACACGGGGGCCAAGCCUGGGAAGUGCCGCUCGCUAGAGGAAGCCCUGAAAACUCUCGAUUUGGCGGAUCUGCAGAAGGAGCUAAACAAAAGCCAGAGUGUAUUCCCAGAGAACCCCUCAGUCUGGGUGAAGGACCUGGCCAGCUACCUCAACUACAAGCUGCAGGCUCCCCGGAGCGACCCGACACUCAGCCAGCAUCCCCACGACUAUCCAUACUGCCUGGUGAGCAAGGAGCUACGGAACAUCAUCAGGGCACUGCUGGGAAAAGCAUCCGGUGUGCUGGAGCUCUUCUUCGACCACUGUGUCUACACCAUGCUGCAGGAGCUGGACAAAGCCCCAGGGGAGUCCCUGCACGGAUACCGCAUCUGCAUCCAGGCGCUGCUCCUGGAGAGGCCCAAGAUUGCCACCAUGAACCUGGGCAAGUACCUGGAGGUGUUGCGCUCCCAGCAGAACCGGCCAGCGAAAUGCCUCACCGUGCUCUGGGCGCUGGGACAGGCUGGCACUGCGGAUCUCCACGAGGGCCUGAAAGUCUGGCUUGGCGUCAUGCUCCCCGUGCUCGGCAUCAAGUCGCUCUCCCCGUACGCUGUGGCCUACCUGGACCGGCUGCUGAUGAUGCACCCCAACCUGACCAAAGGCUUCGGAAUGAUCGGCCCCAAGGAUUUCUUCCCCCUCCUGGACUUUGCCUUCAUGCCCAACAACUCACUACCCCCCAGCCUGCAGGAACAGCUCCGGCGGCUCUACCCACGCCUGAAGGUGCUGGCAUUCGGUGCGAAGCCGGAGACGGCACUGCACACCUACUUCCCCUCCUUCCUGUCUCGAGCCACACCGAGCUGCCCUCCUGGCAUGAAAAAAGAGCUCCUGACCUCCAUGAGCCGGUGCCUGAGCCUGGACCCACUGAGCUUCAGCGUCUGGAGGCAGCUCUACACCAAGCAUCUCUCCCAGUCCAGUUUGCUCCUGAACCAUCUGCUAGAGUCCUGGGACAGCACCAGCAAGAAGGUUCGUCAGUCACUGCAGGAAACUGUGCACUCGUUCAAGGUAACAAAUGAGGAGCUCGUGACGAGAGGGUCCGGCAGUGCCCAGGACGUGGCCACCUGUGACGCUGCCUGCAAGGAGCUGCUUCGCAAGAUGAGGGGCCGGGGCUUCCCCUGGCUGCGGCUCCUGCUCGUCCUCCUGGUGUUUGCCACGGGCUUCCUCCUGCACGACGUCCGGACACACGGCUCCUUCCAGGCCUCCUCCUCCACUCACCUGCUCCGUUCAUCUGGCAUCCUGCCAGCCUCGCAGCAAGCCUGGCAGCGCAUCUCCUACUGCUGCCUCGAGGGAUACAGGUGGCUGGAGCAGAGCCUCCCGGCCUACGGCUCCCAGGCAGUGUCCAUCCUGCAGCCGGGGCUGGAGCUGCUCUGGGUGAAGGGUGGCGAGGUGGCCAUGUCCAUGUCCCAGCUCUGUUCCUCACUGCUCUCCUGGCUCCACAGCAGCCUGCCCUGCGUCGCUGAGUGGCUCCAGUCCCGGCUCCCAGAGGCCCUGCUGCACUUUACUGAGUGUGUCCGGGAGCUGCUGCUUUUCCUGGUGCGGAGCUGCCUGCUGCCGCUGCUGGAGUGCAUGGCCGCGGCCCUGGAGCAAGGUUGGAAGCACUGGCUGGAAUCCUGCAACGGAGAAUCAUCGUGGAGCUGCGUGAGGGAGCACCUGGCAAAUGUCACCUAUUCCACCUGGAUUUAUCUAGAAAACACAACCGUAUCCAUCACAAACUGGGCCUCAGCUGUGAUUUCGGGACACUGAUCUGUGUUCCGGAGGAGUGGGGACACGGUCAAGCCAUCUCCUUAUGUCCCGCGGAGCAUCUCCAGGGUGACUCGUGUUGGCCAUGGGAUGGAGAUGCCAAGGGGGACGCACACGGGGACUCUGGGCUUGGAUCAGAGCUUACGGGGGGAGGCAUUUUCCUUGGGAAACAUGGUUUUCUGCACCCUAUGGAAUGCUUUUGCCUUUCCCUGUCUGCCUGUCCCUCCCCUCAGUCUCAACUGGCCGAGCAAUCCCUGUGCUUCACCUGAUGCUGAUAUCCAGACACCUCUCCGAGUCUACUACUCCACACACACUUCCCAGCUUUCCCAGGUCAUCAAACUGGACUCAUUUAUUAAUUUUUUUCCCCUUUUAAU
Messenger RNA from Cuculus canorus (common cuckoo), 2489 nucleotides. It is a transcript of the gene TMEM214, whose product is annotated as transmembrane protein 214. Gene Ontology annotation, cellular component: endoplasmic reticulum; Golgi apparatus. Bases 52 to 2118 code for a protein of 688 amino acids. NCBI's taxonomy places the organism in Eukaryota, Metazoa, Chordata, Aves, Cuculiformes, Cuculidae. The transcript has 17 exons. The record is from RefSeq and is a predicted model, not a curated record.